This is a messenger RNA of Alosa sapidissima (American shad), 1738 nucleotides long. RefSeq lists its product as uncharacterized. Bases 1 to 1257 code for a protein of 418 amino acids. The transcript is spliced from 3 exons. NCBI's taxonomy places the organism in Eukaryota, Metazoa, Chordata, Actinopteri, Clupeiformes, Clupeidae. The record is from RefSeq and is a predicted model, not a curated record.
AUGCUCAGGCCAUGGCCCCGCACAGAGAUUCGCCUGGACAUUUGGCAGUUCAUGCAAAGAAUCGCUGCGGGAUGCACGACUGACUCGCACGCCUUUUACGCUGAAUUCAUGAACAGACUUGGCCACAGCAUAUUCAUAUGGGAUGAGCGUGAUGUCCAAGCACUCAAAGAGGCCAAACGGGCAGAGCUGGAGGAUGGGCAGACGCAGCUUUCCGAUGCAGACGUCACGCGUCACAUCACCAGGGCUGAGAUGGCGCUACACUGCAAGAGGACCACCAGAAGUAGCAGUGAGAUGGAGGAACUCAUAAACGAGCUGAUCCAGGUCUACGAUGGAGAGACAGGCUGCGACCCUCUUGGCGUGCCUCUCAUUAACUCUGUGAGGAUGGCAGAGAUCUGGGAGGAACAGAAGAAGCACCUCCCCUGCAUCCAGGACCCACCAGGCGUGCAAUUGUACACGCAGACAGGGACCCUGCACAAGGGGCAUCACAGUCUGCCCACCUACAGAUGUGCCAGGGAGUCCACUUCACUGCAGCGUUUCCAUCUCCACAUAAACAGCUUUAUCCCAGGAACUUUAGCCAGUGCCACGUUGUUUCAGGCCUAUCUGGUGGAGGGCAUUGCGAGGUGGAAUGAGGACAGGGCCAUGGCAGCAGAAGGGAGAGUCAUGUCCCAGAGUGACCGCCUCAGGCAAGCUGCCAACCAGCUCGCCUGGGAGGUCAUGGGAAUUACGCCGAUGGACUGCACAGGGUCACCAAAGUAUACAGGUGAACUCAUAGGUGUGGAGUACUUGUACGACCAAACUGGCAGUGCUCUAGAAGAUUACAAACUUACUCUGUCAGCGCUGGAGACAGAAGAGGUGACCGUGGCAGAGGACGAGGGCUACGUGGAGCGAGUGAAGCUUGAGGACUUCACCAUCCCCAUGCCUGACGAGUCUGAUCCACCUGCUUCUCCCAGCACAUUCAGAUCUGCUCUUUGUUUAUUCCCUCUCCCCACCUCAACAACCUCAACCAACUCAGCCACCUCAACCAACUCAGUUAUCGCUGCUGCACAUUCUGCCCUUGCUGUCCGGUCAUCUCCUCUCCCCACCUCAACCACUAAAGACAUGACGUCUACACCUUCUGUUCUUCCUGUCCUGCACAGCUCCACCUGGCCAUUGGGCCUGGUGAGCCAUCGACGGCUCCAGCUCAGCAUCCCCUGCCUGAAGCUGGAGCACUGCAGUCUUCUCCUGCACUGUCCUUCGCUGGCCCCAGGCCGGUCCUAAUUCUACCCAGACCGUGUCCAGAGGGUCCCACCAAUCAACUGACCCCAACUAGGCUGUUGCUUCCUGCCGGAGCAACCCUGGUGACCGUUGGUUCUUCACUGGAGGUCUCAAGGCCACACACCGGUGCGGCAGCGGUGCCAUACUCAACCCAAUGCUACAGGAAGAGGAAGUGGGAGAGAGGCACACACACUCGCAAGUAUGUCAGAACAAGAGUUGUGAGCAUUUGUAAACAGUGCUAUAAAGAGAGAAAGCCACCCACCCACGUGCAAUACUAUGGCAAUUGGUACUGUGAAGAGACUGCUACUGUCAAACUAUCUGAAUGGAGAGAAAGCAUGGCAGCCAAAGGCUAUGGAAAAAAGAAAUACACAUAAAAUAUAUUGUAAUACAUUGUAUGGUGCAUAUUGGUUUUAUUUUUUAAAGGAAAAUAUAUGAUUAAGGCUGGAAAUUGUAGGAAAAUGUGCGUGAUUAAAAGGUUUGAAGA